This is a messenger RNA of Pipra filicauda (Wire-tailed manakin), 1452 nucleotides long. Its product is annotated as basic proline-rich protein-like. The coding region runs from base 334 to 1452 and encodes 372 amino acids. The record is from RefSeq and is a predicted model, not a curated record. NCBI's taxonomy places the organism in Eukaryota, Metazoa, Chordata, Aves, Passeriformes, Pipridae. The transcript is spliced from 3 exons.
AAACAGGAAAAGAAAAAAAAAGGAGGAGCGGCAGGAGUUUGGAAGGGCUGCGGCAGGGAGGGAUUUUGGGAGCUGGGGGGGUGCCAGGGGUGUCCCUGCAGCCCCCUGGGAGGAGCAGGGGCUCGGAGGGAGCUGCAUCCCAGGGGAUUGGGGUCAGGAUUUGGGGUCUGUCCCCCCCCCCAGCCCCACCCCGUGCGAGGCUCGGUUUGGCAGCGAAGGCUCCGGGUGGGAAAUGGCCAAAAAUCGCUGGGAAUUGCCUAAAAAAAUCAUGUGAGGAGAAAGGCAGCGGGUUUGGCAGGGCUGGGGACACCCAAGGGGGGGGAUGAGGCAGGGAUGGGACACCCAGAGUGGGGACACCACCCUGGGGUGGGGGAACCCAGAUUGGGGACACCCAGACUGGGAUGGGGGAACCCGGACUGGGGACACCCACCCUGGGAUGGGACACCCAGACUGGGGACACCCAUCCUGAGAUGGGACACCCAUCCUGGGAUGGAGACACCCAACAUGGGGACACCCAUCCAGGGAUGGGACACCCAGAUUGGGGACACCCAGACUGGGAUGGGGGAACCCAGACUGGGAUGGGGAACCCAGAUUGGGGACACUCACCCCAGGAUGGGACAUCCCAUCCUGGGAUGGGACACCCGACAUGGGGACACCCAUCCAGGGAUGGGACACCCGGACUGGGAUGGGACACCCGGACUGGGAUGGGACACCUGGACUGGGGACACCCAUCCUGGGAUGGGGGAACUCGGACUGGGGACACUCACCCUGGGAUGGGACACCCAGAUUGGGGACACCCAUCCUGGGAUGGAGACACCUGAACUGGGGACACCCAUCCAAGGGUGGGGACACCCAGAUUGGGGACACUCACCCUGGGAUGGGACACCCACACUGGGGACACCCAUCCAAGGGUGGGGACACCCAGAUUGGGGACACUCACCCCAGGAUGGGACACCCACACUGGGGACACCCAUCCAAGGGUGGGAACACCCAGACUGGGGACACCCAUCCACAGAUGGGGGAACCCAGAUUGGGGACACUCACCCUGGGAUGGGACACCCAGAUUGGGGACACCCAACCAUGGAUGGGACAUCCCACCCUGGGAUGGGGACAUCCAGACUGGGGACACCCACCCUGGGAUGGGGACACCCACACUGGGAACACCCAUCCGAGGGUGGGGACACCCAUGGAUAUCAACACCUGGAGCUGGGGACACCCACCCAAAGCUGGGAACACCCACCUGGAGCUGGGAACACCCCGGGCUGGGGGUCCCCAGCUCCGUGUCCAUCCCCGUGUCCAUCCCACGUCCGUCCCCAUCCCGGGAAGUGCCUGAGCCGGCCCCAGCCCCCCCUGCCGGCAGAAUUUGGGGCUGGGGGUGCCCAAAAUCCCCCUUCCCCCUCCCCCAGGUUCAUUUUUCCCCCCCACAAAAAAAAAACCGCCUGGAAACGAUAA